CUGGACUUGAGGCCCCGCCCCCUUUCGUACAGCCCUCAUCUGUGACUGGCUCUCGGGCCCCAGCUGGCCACACCUCCUCCCCUCGCACAUACACAAGAGUCACGCGCCUUUCAGUUGGAAACUUGGCGUGCUGAGGGGGACGGUGGCCUUCAUCGCCCCACCCACCUACCUUGCUAUUGGUCCGCGGCUCCGCUCAUGACCACGCCCCCAUUCCAGCCCCCUGGCUGGGAGGGUGGGCACCUGCGCGUGAUUGGCUAGUCCGCCUGCCUCUCGCGGGAGCGGCUGGCGCUUCCCCCUCCCUUUUUCCCCUCCCGCGAGUCUCCAGGUUCCUCAGCUAGCCGAGGCCGAGUCAGUGUCAGUCAGGGAGCCGGACUGCUGAACAGUGUGUGCGGACGCUCCGCCGCAAUCUCGCCCAGGGGCCGGUGCCUGCGCUCGCGCCGCCGGGUGGGAAGGAUGAAGCCGCAGCUGGAGCAGCCACCCUAUGAUUGGCUGUGUCGCUUGUGAACCCGAAGUAAAGAUGGCGGGCGGGCAGGCAGCCGCCGCACUGCCCACUUGGAAGAUGGCGGCGCGCCGCAGCCUCAGCGCCCGCGGCCGGGGGGUCCUGCAGGCAGCGGCGGGCCGGCUGCUGCCGCUGCUACUGCUGAGCUGCUGCUGCGGCGCGGGCGGCUGCGCAGCAGCGGGCGAGAACGAGGAGACGGUGAUCAUCGGGUUGCGGCUGGAGGACACGAACGACGUGUCGUUCAUGGAAGGGGGGGCGCUGCGGGUGAGCGAGCGGACCCGGGUCAAGCUGCGGGUGUACGGGCAGAACAUCAACAACGAGACGUGGUCCCGCAUCGCCUUCACGGAGCAUGAGCGGCGGCGCCACAGCCCAGGCGAGCGCGGGCUAGGGGGCCCCGCGCCGCCAGAGCCGGACAGCGGCCCCCAGCGCUGCGGCAUCCGCACCUCAGAUAUCAUCAUCUUGCCCCACAUCAUUCUCAACCGCCGUACAUCGGGCAUCAUUGAAAUCGAGAUCAAACCGCUGCGCAAGAUGGAGAAGAGCAAGUCCUAUUACCUGUGCACAUCGCUCUCCACACCAGCCCUAGGCGCCGGCGGCCCGGGGUCCGCGGGUGGCGCCGUCGGGGGCAAGGGCGGCUCCGGGGUGGCCGGGCUCCCGCCGCCCCCGUGGGCCGAGACCACCUGGAUUUAUCACGACGGCGAGGACACCAAGAUGAUUGUGGGCGAGGAGAAGAAGUUCCUGCUGCCCUUCUGGCUGCAGGUGAUCUUCAUUUCGCUGCUCCUGUGCCUGUCGGGCAUGUUCAGCGGCCUCAACCUGGGGCUGAUGGCUCUGGACCCGAUGGAGCUGCGCAUCGUGCAGAACUGCGGCACGGAGAAAGAGAAGAAUUAUGCCAAGCGCAUCGAGCCCGUGCGCAGGCAGGGAAACUACCUGCUGUGCUCGCUGCUGCUGGGCAACGUGCUGGUCAACACCACGCUCACCAUCCUGCUCGACGACAUCGCCGGCUCAGGCCUCGUGGCGGUGGUGGUCUCCACCAUCGGCAUCGUCAUCUUUGGGGAAAUCGUGCCCCAGGCCAUCUGCUCCCGGCACGGCCUGGCUGUAGGGGCCAACACCAUCUUCCUCACCAAGUUUUUCAUGAUGAUGACCUUCCCCGCUUCUUACCCGGUUAGCAAGCUGCUGGACUGCGUCCUCGGCCAGGAGAUAGGCACUGUCUAUAACCGGGAAAAACUGCUGGAGAUGCUCCGGGUCACCGACCCCUACAACGACCUCGUUAAGGAGGAGCUGAACAUCAUCCAAGGGGCGCUGGAGCUCCGCACCAAGACAGUGGAGGACGUGAUGACUCCGCUCCGGGACUGCUUCAUGAUCACCGGCGAAGCCAUUCUGGACUUCAACACCAUGUCGGAGAUCAUGGAGAGCGGCUACACCCGUAUUCCAGUAUUUGAGGGGGAGCGCUCCAACAUCGUGGACCUCCUCUUUGUCAAAGACUUGGCCUUCGUGGAUCCAGAUGACUGUACUCCCCUGAAAACCAUCACUAAAUUUUAUAACCACCCCUUGCACUUUGUUUUCAAUGACACCAAGUUGGACGCUAUGCUGGAAGAAUUUAAGAAAGGUAAAUCUCACCUGGCUAUCGUGCAGCGAGUGAACAAUGAGGGAGAAGGGGACCCAUUUUAUGAAGUUCUGGGAAUCGUCACAUUAGAAGACGUGAUUGAGGAAAUCAUCAAAUCCGAGAUUCUAGAUGAAACAGAUUUAUACACUGAUAACAGAACGAAAAAGAAAGUGGCCCAUCGGGAAAGAAAGCAAGACUUUUCUGCCUUUAAACAGACAGACAGCGAGAUGAAGGUGAAAAUAUCACCCCAGCUUCUCCUGGCCAUGCACCGUUUCCUAGCAACAGAAGUAGAAGCAUUUAGCCCAUCCCAGAUGUCAGAGAAGAUCCUUCUAAGGCUGCUAAAGCACCCCAAUGUCAUCCAGGAACUGAAGUAUGAUGAGAAGAACAAGAAAGCCCCAGAAUACUACCUCUACCAGCGAAACAAACCUGUAGACUACUUCGUUCUCAUUUUGCAGGGGAAAGUGGAAGUAGAAGCUGGGAAGGAAGGUAUGAAAUUCGAAGCCAGUGCUUUCUCCUACUACGGUGUGAUGGCUCUCACAGCCUCUCCAGGUGAAAACAAGUCGCCUCCUCGCCCCUGUGGCUUGAACCACUCAGACUCUCUGAGCCGAAGUGACCGGAUUGACGCCGUGACGCCGACACUGGGGAGCAGCAAUAAUCAGCUCAACUCUUCGUUCCUUCAAGUCUACAUCCCUGACUACUCAGUGCGAGCCCUUUCUGACCUUCAGUUUGUGAAGGUAAGAGAAGAGCGCGUGGUUUGGCUGGGCCCGGCCACUGGAGGUGACCUGCCAUGGCAAGCUGUCCUGUGCCCCAGCCCUGGCCCUGGGCUUUCCCCUUGUCGUUUGGGUGCCCCACCUCCAGGUCCUGUGCCCGGCCGGGACACCGGCUCGGGGAGACCAUCUCUCCCUGGCUCGGGCAAAAGAGCUGCUGAGCCAGAGGUGGCUCGCUCAAGGAGUGAGAGCUGGAGACAGAAAAAGAAUAAACCUUUUCCAGCAAGUCCUCAUGAGCUCGUGGCUCUAGUGAGUCUGGGUGGUCCCCGAAGGGCUGAGAUUGGAGACCCUGAAGACUUGCUGAGAUGGGGUGGGAAGAACUCUCUGCUUCUCCUUUGCCCUGAGACAGGGUUCUUUUCUUAGUCUGGAAUAAAGACGUCUUUUGAACCGAAGAAUGAGCCAGCUUCAGCUGAUGGAAGCCUAUCUCCAUUUUCCAGUCUCUGUGAAAUUUUGAGACGAAAACUUGGAAAUGGCUUAUAUCAGUAAAAACUGACUUGUUUGCCAGAAUCCACUUGAACUUGAAAAGUGGCUCAGUUUAUAUUCGAGGAUGAUAUUUUCCUAGAAAAACCUAUGCGGGCCUUUCGGGGGACUCUAACAUGUAAUACAGUGUCGGGACAAGAACACCUAAAAAUAAGCGUUCUCUUGGUUUGUCUUCUGUACCAUCUUCUGGCCCCAGAUCUCAAGACAGCAAUACCAAAAUGCCUUGAUGGCAUCCCGGAUGGACAAAACUCCUCAGUCUUCAGACAGUGAAAACACUAAAAUUGAAUUGACUCUUACGGAGCUGCACGACGGGUUGCCAGACGAGACCGCCAACCUGCU
Mirounga angustirostris (Northern elephant seal) is the source of this 3685-nucleotide messenger RNA. RefSeq names its product cyclin and CBS domain divalent metal cation transport mediator 2 (gene CNNM2). Lineage: Eukaryota; Metazoa; Chordata; Mammalia; Carnivora; Phocidae. Gene Ontology annotation, molecular function: magnesium ion transmembrane transporter activity. Gene Ontology annotation, cellular component: plasma membrane; cytoplasm. The transcript is spliced from 6 exons. The record is from RefSeq and is a predicted model, not a curated record. The coding region runs from base 482 to 3229 and encodes 915 amino acids. Gene Ontology annotation, biological process: intracellular manganese ion homeostasis; transport; magnesium ion homeostasis.